AUCUUCAAUGAGUAAACAUAUUCCUCAGUUCUGUGGUGUUCUUGGCCACACAUUUAUGGAGUUUCUGAAGGGCAGUGGAGAUUACUGCCAGGCACAGCACGACCUCUAUGCAGACAAGUGAACUGUAAAAAUUCAAUACUGCUCCACCAAGAAGUCCCAGUAGAAGUGGUUAACUUGGACACAGAAGGAUUGAAUUGAAAUCCACAGAGCAUUUUAGAAGAGUUCUGACCUGGUUGGGGUAGACCUCAGUGCACUUCCUUCCUGUUGCCUCAGUAUCACUGGAUUGAAGAAUUGCUGCUUCUUGUUAGGAGGUUCAUUUCAUUUCCCAUUACUUCCAACUUCAUACUCAAAGCACUGAGAAUCGCAAGUGGAGGAUAGUGAAGUACACUUCAGUUUCUUUACGGAAUUUCUGUAUUCAGGUUUUUUUUUUUUUUAAUUUCAAUACCCUAGUAAGUGUUUUUUUUUAAGUAAAUUAACAUGGCUCGAAUGAACCGUCCUGCUCCUGUGGAAGUCACAUACAACAACAUGAGAUUUCUUAUUACACAUAAUCCAACCAAUGCAACAUUGAACAAAUUCAUUGAGGAUUGGCCUUUUGAUGAUGGUGCACCGCCGUCCAAUCAGAUUGUUGAUGACUGGUUAAGUCUUGUGAAGAUUAAAUUUCGUGAAGAACCUGGUUGUUGUAUUGCUGUUCAUUGUGUUGCAGGCCUUGGAAGAGCUCCCGUGCUUGUUGCGUUAGCAUUGAUUGAAGGUGGAAUGAAGUGUGAAGAUGCAGUACAGUUCAUAAGACAAAAGCGGCGUGGAGCUUUUAACAGCAACAAGCAACUUUUGUAUCUGGAAAAAUACCGUCCUAAGAUGCGGCUGCGCGUCAAAGAUUCCAAUGGUCAUAGAAACAACUGUUGCAUUCAAUAAAACUGGGGUGCCUAAUGCUGUUGCCUUGGAAAUAAAAGAGACGGGAUCUAAUUUGA
Messenger RNA from Ochotona curzoniae (black-lipped pika), 965 nucleotides. RefSeq names its product protein tyrosine phosphatase type IVA 1-like. Gene Ontology annotation, molecular function: protein tyrosine phosphatase activity. The record is from RefSeq and is a predicted model, not a curated record. The transcript has 3 exons. Gene Ontology annotation, cellular component: nucleus. Bases 478 to 909 code for a protein of 143 amino acids. NCBI's taxonomy places the organism in Eukaryota, Metazoa, Chordata, Mammalia, Lagomorpha, Ochotonidae. Gene Ontology annotation, biological process: protein dephosphorylation.